GAUAACGUAUCUAAUCUGCCCCUCUUUUUCUUAUUGGUCCAAGAAUGUCCGGAUCCAACCAUUUUCCCAACACACUCAGCAUCCCUUACAAAAGUGUAACAGCACUGUCCAAAUCCGGACAAACCUCUCUCCUUUUAUUCUCCGUUACUAUACUAUUUGUAACCCAAAAACAAUGAAAAAACAAAAUAAAAACAAAGACUGGAAAUUCUGGAAUAUUGGAGGAGAGUUGAGUGGAUCAGAUUGAGUGGCCAUUGUUACUUUCUCCAUUGAUGUUGACUCCAUCUUCAAUUAAUUCAUUCUAAAAUCGUAACUCUCCCAUUGCCAAGUAGCCAACAAAAAGGUGAAUGCCUUUUCUAUUAUCACUAUCUUCAUUCCUUGCUUUUCUUCACUGACAAAAAGCCAAGCCAGCUAGAAUCGAUUUCAGACUGCCUAGACGGAGCUUUUUCUUAUACAUAUUCUGUAUUUCUAACUACUAACUAAAACCUACUUUGUUUUAAGACGUUUUCAAUUGUUUUCCAUUUGUGGCCGCUUUCCUUUUUACCUUCAUACAACAUAAACUUUUUUUCUUUUACAAAUUAAAAGGACAGCUCAAGCUCAACCGGUUUCAACAUGCCUGCAAAGUUGCUAUGGCUUGUACCUUCCCAAUCAGACUUGGGUUUCAUUCAUUUAUCCCAUGAUGGAAACCGGUCCUUAGCUUCGUCCAGAUUUGUAUCCCCACAUAUGAAUUCGUUGUUCCGGUACACAGCAAACAAGGAUAAAAAACAGAAAUGGAAUCCAAAUUUUUAUUCUUUCAGGACAGAUCAGAGGUAUCCAUGCAUAGGUAGUUCUGGUUCAGAAAGCUUAAGCAGCAAGGUCCUUCUAGUAUCAAGCAUGGCAGCUACUAGCUCAGCAACGGCAGGAGAAAUGGCUGUCUCCUCAGAGGAGAAGGUUUACAACGUGGUCUUGAAGCAGGCAGCUCUGGUUAAAAGGCAGUUGAGACGUAGUAGUGGGGAUCUUGAUCUUGAUGUUAAACCAGAUAUUAUUUUGCCUGGUACUUUGAACUUGUUGAGUGAAGCUUAUGACCGUUGUGGAGAAGUUUGUGCCGAGUAUGCAAAGACAUUCUAUUUGGGAACUUUGCUGAUGACCCCUGAGAGGCGGAGGGCUAUUUGGGCAAUCUAUGUGUGGUGUAGGAGAACAGAUGAACUUGUUGAUGGACCAAAUGCACCGCAUAUAACUCCAACUGCUUUAGAUAAGUGGGAAGCAAGGUUGGAAGAUCUAUUCAGAGGUCGUCCCUUUGAUAUGCUUGAUGCUGCUUUAUCAGACACAGUUAAUAAAUUUCCCGUUGAUAUUCAGCCUUUCAGAGAUAUGAUCGAAGGAAUGAGGAUGGACCUUAGGAAGUCAAGAUACAAAAACUUCGAUGAACUAUAUCUCUAUUGUUAUUAUGUUGCUGGCACUGUAGGGUUGAUGAGUGUUCCUAUCAUGGGCAUUGCACCUGAAUCUCUAGCUACUACGGAGGGUGUCUAUAAUGCUGCAUUGGCAUUAGGGAUUGCAAAUCAACUUACUAACAUACUUAGGGAUGUUGGUGAGGAUGCACAAAGGGGAAGGAUUUAUCUACCGCAGGAUGAAUUAGCUCAGGCUGGACUAUCAGAUGAGGACAUUUUCGCUGGAAAGGUUACAGAUAAGUGGAGAAACUUCACGAAGGAACAAAUAAAGAGGGCAAGGAUGUUCUUUGAUGAAGCAGAAAAAGGAGUGACAGAACUGACUGCAUCUAGUAGAUGGCCGGUUUGGGCAUCAUUGCUGCUUUAUCGGCAAAUACUAGAUGAGAUAGAGGCCAAUGAUUAUAACAACUUCACAAAGAGAGCUUAUGUAAGCAAAGCCAAGAAAUUAGUUGCUCUGCCAGUUGCAUAUGCAAGAUCCCUCAACAACUUCUCUUCCCUGCGUAAGGCACAGACUUAGUAUGUAUGUAAAACGAUGAAAGCAAUGUAAAUAGUAAAAAGGAAAAAGAAAAGAAAACCAUGCUUUUACAUUUGAAAUUACCAUGAUGCAGCAGCAAGUAUUAAUCAAAAGGAGAUCAGCAAGCAGUUUCUUACUUGCAUUGUCAAUUCAAGUCUCUCGACUGUAAAUAAAUUUAAAAAUGGACAAAACAUUUGUUGAAGUUAGACCUCUUCAAGACCCACCAGCGGAUGUGGCUUGACUCGAGCUUGAGUUUGAAGAUCAUUUUCAAGAGGCUCACAA
Durio zibethinus is the source of this 2214-nucleotide messenger RNA. RefSeq names its product PHYTOENE SYNTHASE (gene PSY). The record is from RefSeq and is a predicted model, not a curated record. Lineage: Eukaryota; Viridiplantae; Streptophyta; Magnoliopsida; Malvales; Malvaceae. Gene Ontology annotation, biological process: biosynthetic process. Gene Ontology annotation, molecular function: geranylgeranyl diphosphate synthase activity; squalene synthase [NAD(P)H] activity.